CAAAAUACCCGAAGUAAUAUAUCCAACCUAGCGCAGGGCUUUCAAACGCCUUGCACAAGCGUCCGUUGGUCAUGCUUGACCUUUACGCUUGCCAAUUUUCCUAGGCGCUUAAAUACCAGUUGCAGCCCCACAAAUUUUGACAACUAAAGGGGUUAUUGCAGCCGUCUUCCAGGAAGAUAUAUCAGCGUAAGCACCAGAAGUGCCGACAGCAGUAAGGUUCUGGGUCAUCAAGUAUUGCGGCAAUCAUUGCUGUAGGUCAUCGGCCGGUGUUGGAGUUCAAGCUAACACCUCGAGCUUACAGUUUGGGUGUGUCAGAUCAGCCACAACGCCUACUAUUAUCAUCCAAGCAGUGUACACGGAAGCGCGAGCUGUGGGAAUCUCUACGGCAUGCAUGGUUCCAUUGAUGAGCUGGUCGGCGCCGCCAGCGAGCCGCAGCAGCACCUGCGUGUGACGCAUCUGGGCCACCGGGGCGCACGCGGCGGCCUUCCUCACGGUUACAGCGUGCCAGACGCCAUCACAGGCACCGCCAGCCGUGGUGCAGUCAGCCUCCACCGCAGGAAUGUCAGCCUUCCGGACGGACGCAUUCCCAACUUGCGCCUACCUGUGACUGAUGCUGACGGAGGACCUGUGACCGCUUCUACAGCUGCUCAUGCUGCUGCCGGCUCCGAGCUGCUCCGUCCUGGUAGGCGUGUUUCAGGCCACGUAGGGCUCGACAGCCGCAGGAGCGGUGCGGGGCUGCCGGGUGAGCUGGGCCGGGAGGCCCUUUUUGCCGACCUGGGCAGCAGCAACCCUGCAGGGGCUCCUCUUGCUGCUGCUGCUGCUGCCGGGGCCGCUGGCAGCAGCCGGCGGCAGUCCAACAACAGCCGCUGGUUGGGCGCAGGAGGCGGCAGAGAGGUAGAACUGGCGGACCUGGGUCACCUGGGGGCCGCCGGUGUUGCUGCCGCCGGUGUUGGUGGUGGCAAUGUCAGCAUUAGAGCAUUGCUUCGCAGCCCUGCUGGCGAGAUGAACGACUGGGCAACAAGACAGAUCGCUGCUGCGGCGGGUAGCGGGCGAGUCCAUGGCAAGUCGGCAGAGGGCUCAUUGUACGGCAGUCGCGGGCUGCGGCCAACUGAAGAGGAGCUGCUGCUGCUGCAGCAGCAGCAGGCUGAGCGGCCGCUGAUGGCGGAGGAGCUGUGGGGCGAUGCUGCAGCAGCAGCUGCUGCUGCUAAUAACAAUGAUGAUGACAACGAGGAGCAGCUCGACCAAGAAGUGGAGGUGUUGCAGCAUGAGCCUGGCGGGAAUGCGCUUCAGUACCCUCUGCCACCGUUAUCUGCAGCACAGCAGCAGCAGCUACGACGACCACCUCCGCCGCAGAGGCACAGGCUCGUUCCGUUGUACGACAGCUCUUCCGGGCGAAUGUACGGCAGCUACCCGGUGACGCUGGCAUACCCCCUUGCUGACGCUGAUGCUGUUGAUGACGAUGACGCUGAUGCUGCUGACGUCAUGCACCUCCAGGCGCAUGGCCGGCCGUCGUACGGUGGCGUGCCUUCUCGGCUGGCUGCGCGCCUGCCGCCCUCCACCGCACUGGAGGAUCAGCAGCAGCAGCAGCAGCGCAUGCGAAGUACCCGCCAUCGCACGACGGAUCCCUACCUCCGCCCUGCACCGCGACAUAGCUAUCAUCAUCAACAGCAGCAGCAGCAGCUGGGAGGUGAGGUGCUGCUGGACGCCGCAGGCCUGCAUGGAGAC
Astrephomene gubernaculifera is the source of this 1725-nucleotide messenger RNA. NCBI's taxonomy places the organism in Eukaryota, Viridiplantae, Chlorophyta, Chlorophyceae, Chlamydomonadales, Astrephomenaceae. The record is from the annotation of a GenBank genome assembly.